CGCUCGGCGAUAGACCGGCACUGUGACACUUUGUGAUUUCUUUAUGAGGGGUACGUUUGCACCCAUUUCCACCCUCAUCCCAUGGAGCCGAUGGAGGACUUAAACUUUCCAGCCUAUUUCGUUGUGACAAGGAGAGACUUAUGCCUGACGGGGUGGGAUUUUUAUUGAAGUCUAAAUGGUCACAUCGGAUGUUACUUCUGGGGCAGUGGGAUGGUGUUCUUUGCCGAGUUUGAGUGGCGGAGGCAACGUGAAAUACCAACCCAAACCACGGCAAGAGAAGACUGUUAGAAGAACUCAAGACCCUCUUGUCGCCUUACCACAACCGAAAGGAAGACGGGAGAAAACAUUACAAGACGACUCACGCUAUGUGACGAGAAGUGUCCCUGUGCAUUCAGCGAGACACAAGCAAAAUGAAGAUCGUGGAAGCAACUCAGCCCCGAUGCCAAAUGGUCAUCAUCGAAGCAACCAUGACAGAAAACCAGGAACUCGUCUCCCAAAACUUCCAAAGAUCAAUAAUCUACUCAAAGAACCCAUGCAACAGCAGGUACAUGGAACAUCAACAGCAACUGAAACAGGACGGAAGGAAAAAGGCGGGAAACGGUGGGCAUCUUCCUGGGCUGGUGCCAGGGCAACAAACCCCACAACAAGGGAUGAAAUAAGAGUCCCAACAUCUGACAACUCUAGCCAACCAGCCAGCAAUAUUGCCUCUCCAGUUAAGACUCCAUCCGCAAGACAAAGCAACCAGCAGAUGCAGGACACACCAAAAACCUCCCCAUCAACAAAGUCAUCAACUCCUGGAACUGGUAGUAUUUCGCCUGUUAAGCCUUCUAAAGAACCAGACCCCAAAUCACAUACGCAGCAUGACAAAGGAAGUCGGAGAACUGAGGCUCAAGAGCAAAAAUCUAAAAGCAGUUUUGAAUUAAACGCUACAAAUAAACCUGUUAAAGAAACUGCACUUAAAGAAGGCAUGAGAACUACGUCCGUGUCGAAGAUUGACACUAAAGUGAAACAAAGAGUGCCAUUACGAAGUAAAUCUAGUGCCGUUCUUACCAGUCGUUCAGACGUGACGAGACAAAACUCAGAAGCUUCGGCAUCACCUUUGAACAAAACUCCGAACAUCAGAGUGCAGACUGAUUCUCGAGAUAGCCAGAGCACCAGUACAACUCAACAAAGUCGUGUGAAGCCUGGAAAGCCUGCCAAGAAGAAACGAAUCCGAAGGCCUGUUAUUAUCACAAGGAAGAGUGUCAUCAAGCAGAAAUCCUUGCAAUCGGUCUACGGGAAUAAGACGGUUAAGUAUCAGAGACAGAUACGAGUGCUGAAGAAGAUGGAACAAGUACAGAGGAAAGAGAUUGAGGAGUUUAAUCAGGAGUUGAAAGACAAACAGAACCAACGAAUGGCGAGUGUCGUCAGGCAGAGAAUGGCUCUGAAACGAGCUAGAGACCGAUUUGACGAGGAGCAAGUUCGCCGUUUCCGGAACCAAUACGUCUCCUGGCGAAGCGUUGAAGAGAAACGUCUCAACACGAGCAGCGAGAUUUACGGUCUCCCUGACUUCAUCUACGAGGACCGCUACGAGAAGACUCUCAAAAAGAUCCCGGAGUCCGAGGAAGCCACCUCCUCCAAGAAAACGCCGAAGAAGUUCCAGAAGUACGCGACAUGGGUCCGCAACUUGAAGGUUUUUGAGAGCAUGCUGAAUCCGAAGGUUAGAGGCAACGUGGAAGGGUUGUUCCAGGCGAAGAAGGUGAAGACGAUCGUGGAAGGAAUAGAUACAGUCAAGUUGGACGACAAUGGAGGGUCUGCUCGUAAAAAGAAAGUCAAUGUAAAACGUCUCAUCGGAUCUGCCAAGAAACUUCUGGCAGUCGCUGAAAACAAUAUGGAUGAUAUAUCUGAAGUGUCUUCCUAUGUCUCAAGUGAUGAUGAUGAUUCAUCCCUCGACCUGAGUGACGACGAUGACUCAUGAGUAAAUUCCAGGGAGGAUGGAGGGAUGUUAUUGCUCCAAACUUCAGUGUUCAACCGAAGAUUUAUAAUUCCAACCACAGACAUGUGAUUCCAACUGACUCACUGUUAAUGUUUAUGUAUACUGCCCUCUAGUGGCGACCUUCAUCCAAUAAAAUUGGGCCAAGUAAAAUUCAAAGUUGGUUUACUGGGCCCAACUUCAUAGAGCAGCUAAGCACAACAUGCUACGCAUAAUUAUGUGUAAUACUAGAAUAAGGUUACCAGCCAAAAUACUGUGUCACGUGUACAAUGUAUGACUGGUAUCCUGUUCUUUAGUGCUUAGCAGAACAUUUAUUUUAAGCAGCUUUGUAAGAUGAAAUUGGGCCAUGGGCCGUAUUUCAAAGUCUGAGGCAAACAAACGUGCUAAGCACAACAUAUCUUGCUCAGCAAAAAAUAAGUUACCAGCCGGGACACUAUGCGCUUAUAGCGCUUACCAUUGCUGUGACUGGUACCCCAUUGUUUUGUUUUUUGCUUAGCAAAGAAUUUGCUCAGCAGAAUUGUCUGCUUAUUAAAACUUGGCCUUGGUCUUGCAAUAUUAUUACCAAAAAUAUAGAAAUCUAGACUGUCCUCUUUUUGGUAAUCUGAGAAUCAGUGGUUAGUGAUAGAAUUAUUAGUUUUCGAGAAAAAAAGUGAUUUUCCACGAAUUUGAUUAUGAGACCUGAGAUAUAUAGAAUUUGAUGUCU
Asterias rubens (European starfish) is the source of this 2675-nucleotide messenger RNA. Its product is annotated as J domain-containing protein DDB_G0295729-like. The record is from RefSeq and is a predicted model, not a curated record. NCBI's taxonomy places the organism in Eukaryota, Metazoa, Echinodermata, Asteroidea, Forcipulatida, Asteriidae. Bases 176 to 1957 code for a protein of 593 amino acids. The transcript has 8 exons.